Messenger RNA from Solenopsis invicta (red fire ant), 3378 nucleotides. Its product is annotated as glutamyl aminopeptidase. Gene Ontology annotation, cellular component: cytoplasm. NCBI's taxonomy places the organism in Eukaryota, Metazoa, Arthropoda, Insecta, Hymenoptera, Formicidae. Gene Ontology annotation, biological process: proteolysis; peptide catabolic process. The coding region runs from base 216 to 3188 and encodes 990 amino acids. The transcript has 15 exons. The record is from RefSeq and is a predicted model, not a curated record. Gene Ontology annotation, molecular function: zinc ion binding; metalloaminopeptidase activity; peptide binding.
UCGCACUUUUGUGUCAGUGAUCGGCUUGUUACUCGAUAUGUGGGUGACGUGCCGAUGAAGUAAUCAGAGAACGAAAGUCACGAAUCUUAGAAAAACGAGCAAGGGGUGUUCAAAGGUUGUUCAUUUGCUUUACAUCUCGCGUAAGGUAUUUGAGAACAGACAAAGAAUAUUUUAAAUAAAAUUGCACAGUAGCCCUCGUUUUGUGCUCUCUAAAAAUGGGCAAAACCAAAAUCGAAAGCAAUUCGAAAGGCGGUGUGCCUCGCCUCAAUGGGACAUCAACAACGAUGUCGCAGCCACUUCGUCGUAGCAACAUCAUUUCUGCACUUCUCUGCUUGACCUGCGGAACCUGCUUUGUUUUGAGUUUAAUUUGCACCUGCCUAGCAACAAUGGUCGUAAUGCUGGAUCAUAAAGUCGAGGCAGCAAACUACAAGCGAUCAUUUGAUUGGAAUACACCAGAGGCAUUUACAACAUCGUUUGAUCCCGAUAAGAGCUUCAGAUUGCCAAAAGAAGUCGUUCCUAUCCAUUAUGAUCUUUACUUGUACCCAAAACUUAAAGAAGGUACAUUUACUGGAACGGUGAAUAUCCUAAUUGAUGUCCACGACAACAGAAGAACUAUAGCUCUUCAUCAGAAAGACCUCAACAUCACAUCUGUGGAAUUAAAAACAUUUGGCCUAGAAGAAGAUUAUGAAAUUAAUGUCUCUUCUGUCAGCAAGCCUACAAAGUAUGAAAUCUUUGUGAUAUCAACUGAAAACGAGAUUAAUCCCGGAUUGUAUAAUUUGUAUCUAGAAUUUAGUGGAAAUCUCAAGGACAAAAUAGUUGGAUUCUAUAGCAGCAAAUAUCACUAUAAGACUGGAAGAAUUGACGAAACCAGGUACAUUGCGACUACCCAGUUUGAGGCCACUAAUGCUAGACAAGCUUUCCCUUGUUUCGACGAACCCAGUUUUAAGGCAGAAUUUUCGAUAAAAGUGGUUCAUCCUAUGGAUGGCUGCUACAAUGCCUUAUCCAAUAUGAAUGUAGAGGAUAAGCAACCAAAUGAACCGGAACAAGGUCUACAAACAGUGACCUUUGCAAAAACUGUACCCAUGUCUACAUACCUGACUUCUUUUAUUGUCCAUGACUUUGUUAGCACAACUAAAAUGGCAAAGGGCUUAAAUGGUCAAGAAUUUCCGAUCAGUGUCUAUACCACUAAACUUCAGUCACAAGCCAAAAGAGACUUUGCAGUGGAUAUUGGCGUGAAAGCUAUCGAAUUUUUCAUUAAUUUAUUCAAAAUAGAUUAUCCAUUACCAAAACUCGAUAUGAUUGGUAUUCCCGAUUUUAAGGCCGGCGCUAUGGAAAAUUGGGGUUUAGUGACUUACAGAGAAACAAGAAUUCUUUUUGAUGAAAAUACUAACUCCCUUUAUGAUAAGCGCGAAGUCGUUAACGUAAUCUGUCAUGAACUGGCACACAUGUGGUUUGGAAAUCUCGUUACCAUGAAAUGGUGGAGUGAUUUAUGGCUCAAGGAAGGUUUCGCUACGUUCAUGGCAUCUAAAUGUUCCGAUGCUAUUCUACCAAAACAGGGAUAUAUGGAGGAAUUCCCUGUUGAAAUAAUCCAAAAUGUGUUUGCUUCUGAUUCAAAGCUGAGCUCUCAUCCUAUAGUUCAUGAAGUCCAAAAUGCAGACGAUAUUUCAUCUUUCUUUGAUGGAAUAUCUUAUAAAAAAGGAGCAUCAAUAAUCCGUAUGAUGGAGAACUUCUUUGGAUCUGAUGUCUUUUUCGGAGGAAUUAGUGCCUAUUUGCAUAAACAUGCCUAUAACAAUGCAGAGACUGCGGAUCUCUUUAAUGCUUUGCAAGAUGCGACCGGAGGCAAAUUAAAAGUAAAAGAUAUAAUGGAUACUUGGACGCGACAAGGAGGUUAUCCCGUUGUUAAUGUGAAAAAAUCAGGAAACAAAUUUAUAUUAACUCAGGAACGAUUUCUGGACGAUCAAGAUGCCAAAUCCGAUCCCUCGCAAUCAGAAUAUGGAUAUCGAUGGACCAUACCCAUUUCUUAUAUCACUAACAAAAACGAAGUACCUACUCUCAUAUGGUUCGACAAAGAUGUGAACGAAGUGGUUAUUGACGCCGACGAAUAUACUAAGUGGAUUAAAUUAAAUGCGGGUCAAGUUGGUUUCUAUCGAGUUAAUUAUAACAACGAAUGGACAACGUUCGAGGAUCUACUUCAGUCUCACCAUACGAGAAUACCGUCAACAGAUCGAGCAAAUCUUUUGGACGAUCUGUUUAGCUUAGCUGAUGCCGGUCAGAUCGAAUAUGAUAUCGUGAUGGAUAUAAGUAUGUACCUCAGCGAGGAGUAUCACGCUCUUCCGUGGGCAGUUGUGAAAUCGAAUUUCAUGACGAUGUACAAUCUGUUAAAAUCCUCGAAUAUUCCACAUCUUGCUAACACGUUCAAGUCUUACGCCGCAAAAUUGGUAGACCCCAUCUACGAGGAUACAACUUGGACCGCCGAUGAUAUUGACGAUGUGCCAGUAACGCACAUGGAGAAGAGAUUGCGACCGACGGUAAUCGAAUUAGCCUGUGCAAUGGGUUCAUCUGCAUGCUUGAAAAAAGCAGGAGAACACUUCAAGGAGUGGCUACUGCAAGACAAACCUCAACAUCCCGAUAUUCGUGAAUUGAUUUAUUACUACGGUAUGCGUUAUUAUUCGGAUGAGAACGAUUGGAAUGUUAUGUUUGAACUAUUUAAAAACGAAGUCGAUCCCAGUGAGAAAAAUAAAUUAAUGACAGGAUUGGCGGGCAUACAAUCGACUGAAAUUCUAAAGGAAUACAUCACUAGAGCAACUAAUCAGGAUUAUGUCCGCGCUCAAGAUUUCUUGAAAUGCUUGACCAUAAUUUCCAAAAAUCCCGCUGGUACAUCGCUGGUAUGGAACUGGGUACGCGAGAACUGGGAAUUCCUCGUGAACAGAUACACAUUGAAUGAUAUGUAUCUCGGUCAACUUAUACCGUCUAUUACAAGUUCCUUUGCCACACAAACUAAACUGGACGAGAUAAAAGCUUUCUUCGCGAAAUACCCUGAAGCCGGUGCCGGUGCGGACAGUCGAGCCAAAGCUCUCGAGACAGUCUCGAAGAAUAUCAAAUGGCUCGCUAGGAAUAGUGAAGAUCUCAAUGAGUGGUUUCUCGAAAACUGGUCGUUUAAUAUGAAGAGGGUCAGUUCAACGUACUAAUAAAUAAAGAGUAUCUUCAUAUACCGAUGUUUAACUAUUAUAAAUAAAACUUCUUUAUUUUAUACCUCUCUGAACUGCUGGCAGUGUAAAGAUAUUUAAUUAUGAUUACAUAUGUUAUUGCAAGAACAAUUGUUACGAAAAAGUAAACUUUCUCACUCUUGCCAAAUGGGUGAAAACUUUCAAAUUUAAA